This is a messenger RNA of Acyrthosiphon pisum (pea aphid), 1207 nucleotides long. Its product is annotated as BRCA1-A complex subunit Abraxas 1. The transcript has 6 exons. Gene Ontology annotation, cellular component: nucleus. The record is from RefSeq and is a predicted model, not a curated record. Gene Ontology annotation, biological process: protein K63-linked deubiquitination; attachment of spindle microtubules to kinetochore; mitotic spindle assembly. Gene Ontology annotation, molecular function: polyubiquitin modification-dependent protein binding; microtubule binding. The coding region runs from base 190 to 1032 and encodes 280 amino acids. NCBI's taxonomy places the organism in Eukaryota, Metazoa, Arthropoda, Insecta, Hemiptera, Aphididae.
AAUAAUAAUACAAAAUAAUAAAUAUCAUACAAAUAACGCACUCGUCCGACAUCCAAAAUUGUCGGCAAUCGCCAAUCGGCAUUCCGCCAUUUGCCGAUCGCCGUUCGUAAAGAUCAAAAAGUCUGGUAACGACCAAACGGAUUGUCUGGCAACCACUAGCUUGCCUGCGAUCGAAAUUUCCCAUCAGUCAUGUCACGGGAAUACUACAAUUUGCGAUUCGUCGUCACCACACCGACGCUGUCCAUCACCGAGUACAACUGCCUAAAAGAACCUUGUAACCAGAUUGGAUUCCUAAUUGGCGAUAAAAAAAUUAAAGUAUCAAAUGUUAUAACUGAUGAAUCGUUAAACAACACCAUCACAGAAGAAACAAUAUGUGUCCAUGCUUCAUAUCCACUACCAGAUUUUUAUGAACAACUAUGUUCAAACCCAUUACAAAUAGACUACAAAAAAUUGAAAUACUUUUUACAGAAAUGUCCAGCAAAUUAUGAGAAAUCUAUUGUUGGUUGGUACAGAUUUCGUAGAAAUGCUGUAUUAUCUCCCAGUAUUGCUGAUAUUCGUUUCCAUGCACAACUCAGUAAUAUUUUUGAUAAAAUGAGUGUAUCAUCAAACAAAUUUCUAUUUUGCAUGUUGAACCAUAACUAUAUUGGUUCCAUGGAUCAUAAAUUCAAUCAUAUUUUUUACAGAUGUGACACUGGAAAAUGCUUGAACCCAGUUAAAGUUGAUAUCGUGAAUUUAAGUACAAAACCUUUCAUCGAAGAUGAUAAUCUUGGAUAUAAGACAAACAUUAAUUUAAUCGAUAACUGCAAAGCAUACACAGACACUAUAAAUAAAGUAUUUGGAAAUGGGAAAGAACAGUGUUCAAAAGUCUCUGUGUACAACAUGAGAACUGCUUUGAUUGAAGAGAUGAAUAAAAUGGUUAAACGGAUAGUAGAAAAUGAACAAGAAGUUAUCAAACUAAACACAUCUAUAGAAGCAAAAAAACAAGAGAUAGAAAAGAAAAAGAACGCUAAGCCAUGUAUUCCUAAAAUAUAAUGGUUUUAUUAGGGGAAAAAAAAUAAAUAUGUUUGUAAUUUUUUUAUUACUACAUACUUCCUUUAUUUAAGGCUUACAAUUUUUUAAACGCUUAUUAUUAUUAUUAUUAUUAUUGUGUACUUUAAUGUUUCAAUUCAGCAAUUUUUGUUAUAAAAUAAAAUAUAAGUUACCUUUA